AUGCCAACGGAAGGGAUCACCGAUGACACCCAAUUUUCAUCUCAAGAGGAGGAUUCCUCCUCCACAGGCCCACCCACGCGCGAGGAGCUCCUAACCCGCUACCCAGCAAAGUUCACCUGGAACCAGUUGAAGACGUUCGUAAACUCUGGUGAUCUUGGUCUGCUAAAACGCGACCGCAAACUGCAGAAACGCUACGAUGACUGGGUGGCGGGGAUAGUCAAGCAACACGGAUCUAUGGUCAACUACCUUUUGAACUACCGUUUGCAAUGGGGUAAAACGGACGCUCUGUCCCUGUUGACCUCUUCCCUCAAUGAAGAAGCGUUCGACGAGCCAACUACCAACGGUCACACCUCCGUCGUCGAAACUCCAUAUUUCUGCGUCGAGACGCCCCGGCAGUUCAUCAGCGUCAUCCAGAACGACUGGCCCUACUCCGUCCCCCCAGAAGUCGAACACACCCUCAUAUGGACAAAACGCCCCAUCUACCACCCCUCCCUCGUCGCCGAUUCCGUGAAACCCCGCAUCGAGCAAGACGGGCUAUGGGGUUUCACAGGAACUUUAUUCCCGCCCCCAUCGCCAUCUACCCUUCCUUCGUGCCUCCCCGCGCUGGCGGAGUGGGGCAUCACGAUUGAUAGUCUUGUUAGGUGGGCGCCUGGGACGGAGGAGGAGGAUGUGUUGGUGAGGAGGGCGGGGAAGGAGGUGGAUAGGUAUGUUAAGAUGAGGUGGCGAGAGGGGGAGUGGGAGACGGCGUGGUUUGUGAACCCUCCUAGAUUACAGAGCGUUCCGGGUCUAGCGCAUAUUCAUGUUUUUGCACGUAGAUUGAAGCAAUUGGCUUGA
Messenger RNA from Laccaria bicolor S238N-H82, 834 nucleotides. RefSeq lists its product as uncharacterized. Gene Ontology annotation, biological process: N-acetylglucosamine metabolic process. The transcript has 5 exons. NCBI's taxonomy places the organism in Eukaryota, Fungi, Basidiomycota, Agaricomycetes, Agaricales, Hydnangiaceae. The coding region runs from base 1 to 834 and encodes 277 amino acids. Gene Ontology annotation, cellular component: cytoplasm. The record is from RefSeq and is a predicted model, not a curated record.